AUGCCCUCGUCGCUCCCUCUCGCGCACCUGCUGGCGUCCACCGGCCCUGCCGAUUUCUCCGCCAGGCGACAGCUUUCCGACGUCUCUACUGCGAUAGCCAAGUCCAAGAAGGUCAUCGUCGUCAGUGGCGCUGGUAUCAGCUGCUCCAGUGGUAUCCCGGACUUUCGAUCGGAAGGCGGUCUCUACAGCCUGGUCAAGGAAAAGUAUCCUGACGCAUUCUUUACCGGAAAAGACCUCUUCUCUGCUGGGACGUUUGCGAAUCCCCUCACAACAGCCAUCUUUUACACCUUUAUCGCGGAGCUCUCCCGCUCGUGCAAUCAGGCCAAACCGACGCGUACCCACCGCUUCAUCGAGACUCUACACGAUAAGAAGAAGCUGCUGAGGUCCUACACCCAGAAUGUGGAUGGUCUGGAACGGAGGAUGGGCUUGGAGAGCGGCGGAAGAGGAAGGGGGCUGAAAAAGCUGGGCACGAAGAAUGUGGAGCUGCACGGCGAUCUUGGACGGGUGAGAUGUGUGCUGUGUUUCAGCGACUAUGAAGCUACCUCCGAGUAUAUGGAGAUGUUUAGAGAAGGGGAGGCUCCCGAGUGUCCAUCCUGUUCGGAAAGAUGCGAAUCAAGGAUCAAUCGGUCGGCAAGAGCAACUGCCGUUGGCACCCUUCGCCCUUCCAUCGUGCUAUAUGACGAGCCCCACCCUCUGGGCGAUGACAUUGGCUCACUGGCUGCCUAUGACGCCGCGCGCUCCCCGGACGUUCUGCUCAUCAUGGGCACCUCGCUCAAAGUACACGGAUUGAAGCGCUUGGUGAAAGAAUUCGCCAAGGCCGUCCAUGGGGGUAAAAAGCCCGGACUGGUCGUUUUCGUCAAUGCGACUGCGCCGAGUAAAGAGUGGGAAGGCAUCAUCGAUGUGCAUAUAGAAGGAGAGACGGAUAUGUGGGUCGAAAGAGUGGAAGAGGAAUGGAGGAGCAUCAAGCCCGGAGACUGGUUGUCCCAGACUCUUCUUGAUAAAGAAAACUUUUCGGCCAAGAAGCCCCAGCCAAAGGGCAAGAAAGAACUGUCAAAUCGAGACAUCAACAGACUUCCCACCCCCCCUUCCUCACCUACACAGUCUUCCUUCCCUACAUCGUCCCAAGACUCGUGCAGUGCAGUGUCGGACAUCUUUGGCUCACAGUCCUCUGAAGCACUCCCGAGUUCUGAAGCACUCCCGAGUUCACAGGCGAGUCAGGCUACAGAAGUAGAAGAUGCUGUCGAAGCAAAGUCUGCUCCUCCUACACCUCUUUCACCUUCAAAGCGUCGCCCCAAGUCGCAGGCUAGCCCCAACAAGAAAAGCAAGGGUGGGAUCGACGACCUGGCAGAUGUUUUGGGGACGCCAAACCGCAAGAAGCUGUUCCAGGACGACAAAGCGGCGCCUCCCCCGUAUACAUCCGCUGAUGAGGAUGUGUUUGGGACGUCACCUGAGAAGAAGACUGCGGUUGAGGGUGUGCAGAAGAGCAAGGCGACCCGGACGCGUGGGAAGGGAGAAGGAGAAAAGGAGAAUGUGCCGGUGAAUACAGUCAAGGUGCGCAAGACCCGCGCACAGGUGGCUGCGAGUGCAGCUCUGGAUAGAGGGGUGCCGAGUCCCCGGGUGACACGGCGGAGGGCGGCAGUGAAGGGAUGA
This is a messenger RNA of Cryptococcus wingfieldii CBS 7118, 1650 nucleotides long. RefSeq lists its product as hypothetical. The record is from RefSeq and is a predicted model, not a curated record. The transcript is spliced from 4 exons. Lineage: Eukaryota; Fungi; Basidiomycota; Tremellomycetes; Tremellales; Cryptococcaceae. Bases 1 to 1650 code for a protein of 549 amino acids. Gene Ontology annotation, molecular function: NAD+ binding.